AUGCCAGCGAAGAACCGCAAAUUGGAAUUCUUCGACCCUAAUAAAUCCGACUCCAACGACGACGAUUUCUCCCCUUCCGAAGUCGCUCCUCGAAAGACCCCUAGAAAGCCAAGGUCUCAAUCGCAAAAGAAAGCAGGUUCGCGAAAAAAGAAUAAAUACAAGGAUUCAGAUAUUGAUGAGGAUGAUGAAAGCGUAUCGGAGGAAUCAUUCAUAGAAGAAGAAUCCGAGGAAGAAGAUUUCGAAAUGAACGAGAAGACUGGAAGAGCUGUGCGGAAAGCUGCCAAGAAAGCUGUCACUUAUGAAGAGGAUAGUAAUAGUGAGGUUGAUUUGCUCCAGGAAUCCGAGGAAGAGGUCCGUCCGAAGAAGUCAAAUAAGCGAAGGCGCGUUGUAGACGACGGCGAGGACGAGGACGAAGAUGAAGUCGAGGAGCCCACUUCGAAGCGAAACAAGACAGCGCAGAAACCAGCAGAAAAGAAAAAAUUCAUGGUGACACUUAAGAUGCCAACCGGAAGUACACCCGCGCGAAGAACAAGAGCUGGUAGCGCCGCAAAAGCUCGAGCAAGCGCAGAGCCUACAUCUGCUGGACUUAGAAGGAGCACUCGCGCGCGUACCGAGGAAGGUGAAGAUUUUCCUUCAUUAUCAAACUCCGGCAGACAUGUCAUUCGGGCUUCGAGAUCACCAGAGCCGAUUGGUCGCGUGAGAGCCACUAGAGGAGCGAAGGGCCUCAAACAACCUGCUGCCUCUACUAUCAAAGAAGAGGCACACGAGACGAGCUCAUACGAAGACCCCCAACAAGACGCCGAAGGCGAAGACGAUAUUGUAAUGCAGCCUGAGAUAGUAGGAACAGAUGAUGGAGAGGAAGAUAAUACCGAGCCAUUUGUACCUGUUCCCCCUGUUGAUGCGCCGGCCGAUGAAGAUAUGGUGGACGAACUCGCCGUUGAUGAAGUGCCGACAGAAAAACCAGCCGGCCAUGAUGAGGAUGACGACGAUGAACCAGUCACAAGGACUCGCACAAGAGCCUCUAGGUCAAGUAACGCGGGCCAAAUUACAGAAGAAGCAGUAGAGACAACCGAAACUUCAGCUACUGGUUCUCGACGCCUGAGAACUCGAGGUUCGAAGAGAAACAAAGAUGAUGGAAGUGAUUUUACGCCUGAAGGCGAAGGUUCCGAGGAAGAGAUGACUGCAUCUGAAGCCUCGCCAAAGAAAGGCGGGGAUGAUGAUGGCGAAUAUUCUAGCUCCUCUAGGCCUGGAAGGAAUACAAGGCGAGCAAAGUCCAAGAGCACUUCUCGAAGACGUGGUAAUGUAUCAGACGACGAAGAUGAGUUGGACCCGGAAGAAUUGGCAGAUGAGCUUCAAGAGCUCAGGCCAUCUCGACGACGCAAUCGCGAACCGGAAAUCACGUACGAGCCAAAAGGCCGUCGUGAACGGAAGCAAGUCGACUACAAAAUUAUGCCAAUGGACCAGAUAUACGCUCAAGAUGACGACGUAGAAGACCCAGCACCGAGUCCAUCCCGUAGAGGUCGUGGCGGUCGUGGGCCGGCAAGCAAACCAUGGGAACACAAUUUACAUGCCACAUAUGGUCCGUUUGGAGGUGGACUUGGACCACCUCCGCUUAUUAAUGGUCCUUGGGGUAAUGGUGCUACUGGUGGUGUUGAUUCGGACGAUAGCGACGACGAGAACAUGCAACGUCCAGCUGUUACCGGUGUUGGUAUGACACCUACCUCUGCCACUAUGGGAAGGCCUGGUUUGCUUCCACCUAUGCCACAAGCAAAUCAACUUGAUCAAACGCCAAUCGGAAUCGGUGCGCAGGUAGGAAAAGUCAAAAGUCAGAAAGCCCUCGCAGAUGCAGACCCUCUCGGCGUUGACAAAAAUGUUGAUUUUACCAAAGUCGGUGGACUUGAUGGUCACAUUGAACAGCUCAAAGAGAUGGUACAAAUGCCUCUAUUGUAUCCCGAACUUUUCCAAAAGUUUAACGUGACACCCCCACGUGGUGUGUUAUUCCAUGGUCCACCAGGUACUGGUAAAACCCUUUUAGCCAGGGCCCUGGCAGCCACUGUUGGUACAGGUGGUCGCAAAGUCACCUUCUAUAUGCGAAAAGGUGCUGAUGCUCUAAGUAAAUGGGUUGGUGAGGCCGAGAGACAGCUUCGAUUGUUAUUUGAAGAGGCGAGGAACACCCAGCCAAGUAUCAUCUUCUUCGAUGAGAUUGACGGUCUUGCUCCUGUCCGAUCGAGCAAGCAAGAGCAAAUUCAUGCUUCUAUUGUUUCCACGCUCUUGGCACUCAUGGAUGGUAUGGAUGGUCGAGGGCAAGUCAUUGUCAUUGGAGCAACAAACAGACCCGACAACAUUGAUCCAGCAUUGAGAAGACCCGGUCGAUUUGAUCGAGAAUUUUACUUUCCAUUGCCUGAUAUUGAAGGUCGAAAAUCAAUCAUCAACAUUCAUACUAAGGAUUGGGGUAUUGAUGAUUCGUUCAAGACUUCUCUGGCUCAAGUUACCAAGGGAUAUGGUGGUGCUGAUCUUCGUGCUCUAUGUACACAAGCUGCCCUCAAUUCUAUUCAGCGUUCAUAUCCUCAAAUAUAUUCUUCUAAUGACAAGCUUCUUGUGGAUUCUUCGAAAAUUAAGGUUACGGCCAAGGACUUCAUGAUAUCGGUCAAGAAGAUUGUACCAUCAUCUGAACGUUCAACUUCUUCCGGAGCCAAACCAUUACCAAAGAGUGUGGAGCCUCUACUUCGAGAACAACUCAGCGCAAUCGAAGAGAUUGUUGAUAAUCUAAUUCCCAUCAAGAAGAAGACAACCGCAUUGGAAGAAGCAAUGUAUGAACAAUAUGACGAUGAUGAUCAAGGAUUUGCUCGAGAACAAAUGCAGCAAGAGUUUGAAAAAUCACGAGUGUUUCGCCCAAGAUUACUCAUUGACGGCGAGCCUGGCAUGGGUCAAGGAUACCUCGGCGGUGCCUUGUUGAAUCACUUCGAGGGAUUACAUGUCCAGAGUUUCGAUCUUCCGACUAUAUAUUUAGAUUCUACUAGGUCGCCGGAGACAGCUAUCGUUCAAUUGUUUGCCGAAGUCAAACGCCAUAAGCCAAGCGUUAUUUACCUUCCAGAAAUUGACACUUGGUAUCGUACACUUCCAGAGAAUGUGAUAACUACGUUUCUUGGACUUCUCAAUGCUAUUCCCCCUACAGACCCUGUUUUAGUGCUCGGCAUAACAAAUGUCGGCCCGGAUAAAGUAAAUCCGCAAAUGUUGCGCAAUAUAUUUGGGUUUUCAAAACGAAACCACUUCACCAUCAAUCGACCGUCAAGGAAAUCGCGAGAGGAAUUCUUCCAGAGCAUUAUUUCGUACUGCCGAAAAGCACCAACCGAGUUUCCUGACCCAGCCAAUCGUAAGAAGCGUAAGCUAGAACCGCUUGAGCUGGCUCCACCACCGCCGCCGCCAAAAGGACCUUCCAAAGAGGAAAUUAAGGCAAGAUUAUUGGCUGAUCGCCAUAUAUUGAAUCUCUUGAAAGUGCAGAUUCAGCCCAUCAUGGAUCAGAUCCAUAGAAGGUAUAGAAAGUUCCGACAACCAAUUCUUCCACAAAAUCAGAUCCAAUACCUCUUGGACGAAAAGGAUCCAAAUUUUGUCCGUCCAGAUGUACCUCAGUUCCGACCAUUUGAAUUGGCUGUUGACAGAAAAGGAGUGCAAUGUCUUCGUGAAACUGCGACCGGGAAGAUCUGUUACAAUCUAGAUACCACAAUAAUCGAGGAACGGCUAGUCAAUGGUUUCUACGCUCGACCAAAAGACUUCGUGUUCGAUAUCAAAACUCUUGUUAGAGAUGCCAAAGCUUUUGGUGAUAAAGAUCGACAGCUCAGGGCCAAGGAAAUUCUUGCUAAUGUUGAAGUUGAUCUUUACGCGAUGGAAUUUGAUCCUAAGUUUGCUGAUUGCGAAAACUUAUAUCAACGACAAUUACAACGGGCUAAGGAAGCAGAGGAAGCAAGUAGGAAGAAGGGUCGAGAGCUAGAACUUGGGAUAGAUUUAGUGCAUUCAGAUAUCUUCUCUGAAGAAACGAGCUCGAGAGCAAUAAACUUAAGCCAAGCUAUUCCUGGUCGACGCCCGGUCUCUGAUGUUCCAGCUUUCCAAACCCCUAGCGCUCCGCUCUCCAACGGUCACUCAAUAGUUUCAAGCUCUCAGCAGCCUACAGUCAAUGGAUCUUCUGUACCGUCCAGAGCAAGCGGUGAAGAUAUUAUGAUAAGCGGGACAAACGACAAUGCUUCCGAUUAUUCCCAGGGCUCUCCUGCUCUUCCUCGUCAGCAAUGGCCACCCAAGAUAUCAAUGGCUCCUUCGAGCAGCUCAAACCGUGCCACUGGGUUCAACUCUCAGAGAUCUGCUUUCCAGGAGAUUUCACAUGACGCAUCUCUAAAUGCAUUGAUCAACAACGCUUCGCCAACAACUUCCGGAAAGAAAACAUCAGAGACAACGACCUCUAAGAGGGCCUCGAGUAAUUGGAGUACACAAGCUACGAACGGUACUCGUCCAGGUGCUUCAAGUCCGAUAGACGGGCAAAGACCAGACGCUGACCUUCCGGAAACGCAGCGGCUGUCACAGAAUUUAAGCACGCAAACCACAAAUGUGGCCGAGGGAGAGAAAAGUAGCGGCGAGGAGUGGCUUCAUUCACAAGCACAUGCUCUUGCACGCGGUCACCUUGGAUUUCCAUCCCAGACACCUAGCACACACAAUUCACAAGAAAGGCCACCUGUACCACACUUUGAUGCUCCCUCACGGCCAUCUGCAUUCAAGCCUUCUCAGAGUAGCGGCGCGGCUGAUGACUCGCUAAUUGAAGCCAACUAUACGCAGUCAUCUUCGCCAAAGGAAUACAUCAUGACAGAAUACUAUGCAAUUGAACUAUUAGAAAAAUUCACAGAUGGAUCAAGCGGUUGUUCGAUUGAACAAUUGGAACAAAUUUACCGUGAGUUAAUGGACUAUAUAUGGAAGAUGAGAGGAGAGUGGAACAGGAAUCAAAUUUGCGUUAGAUUGACUGGUGUUUUCAAUGAAACCAUAUUGGAUAUCGAGGCAAUGCAAAAGGUUUCAAAACCGAGUCAGGAAGACCACCCGGAAUCACUUCGCUCGACUCAGGAGUCAUCGUAG
Messenger RNA from Sclerotinia sclerotiorum 1980 UF-70, 5112 nucleotides. RefSeq lists its product as hypothetical. Lineage: Eukaryota; Fungi; Ascomycota; Leotiomycetes; Helotiales; Sclerotiniaceae. Gene Ontology annotation, cellular component: nucleus. The record is from RefSeq and is a predicted model, not a curated record. Gene Ontology annotation, biological process: positive regulation of transcription by RNA polymerase II. The coding region runs from base 1 to 5112 and encodes 1703 amino acids. Gene Ontology annotation, molecular function: ATP hydrolysis activity; ATP binding; chromatin binding. The transcript has 3 exons.